AUGUCUGAGCAAGGGAUUCAAGUUGAGAGGGCUCCGGCUAAUGGCGUGAAUGGCCACCACAAUGGCCUCUCCAAUGGCCUCUCCAAUGGCCUCUCUAAUGGUCACGCAAACGGCGUCCAGAACGGCGUCCAGAACGGCAACCAAAACGGCCAAGAUGUUUCCUUCGAGGCCAUCAUCAUUGGCGCCGGCUUUGCAGGUCUUCGCGAGUUGUAUGAGCUGAGAAAGCGUGGCGUUUCCGCUCGGGUCUUCGACGCUGCGUCUGGAGUGGGUGGUACAUGGUAUUGGAAUCGAUACCCAGGUGCCCGGACCGACAGCGAGAGUUGGGUUUUCAUCUUCACCUUCCUGGAAGAACUGGGCAUGGAGUGGUCGUGGAAAGAGCGAUUCCCUCAGCAACCCGAAGUGGAAGAAUACCUGAACAAAAUGACCGACUAUCUGGACCUUCGGAAAGACAUCACACUAAGCACUCGGAUCGUGUCCGCCUACCGGGAUGAGGAAAAGAACAUCUGGAAAGUCACCACCGACAAGGGCGAAACCUUCACCAGCAAGUUCCUCAUCACAGCGGCCGGGGUCCUGGCCACCCCCCUGAAGCCCCCGUUUCCAGGGGUGGACUCGUUCCAGGGUGAAUGGUACCAGACUGGACUGUGGCCUAACAAGAAAAUCGACUUUACCGGUAAGCGAGUUGGCCUGAUCGGGGCGGGAGCGACUGCCGUCCAGGUGGCGCCCAUCGUGGCUCAUAAUGCGAAGAGCCUCACCGUGUUCCAAAGGACCCCGAAUUACGUGGUUCCCGCUCGCAACUACCCGAUCGGCAAGGAGCAAAUGGACGAGAUCAACCGGAGCUACGCAGAGAUCACCCAACGGGCCCGAAACCAUUCCAUGGGGUUCGACAUUGUGGAUUCGAAAUUGAAGUAUGAUGACGUUGAGGACGAGAAGGCCAUUCAACGCGUCCUGGACUCGGGAUGGGAAAAGGGCGGCUUCCAUUAUUUUUUCGAGACGUUCGGAGACACACUCACCAACCCCAAGACCAACGAGGUGGCAUCUGAAUUUGUUCGCAACAAGAUCCGGGCCAUUGUCAACGACAAGGAAAAGGCCGAGCUCCUGUGCCCGAAAUAUCCCAUCUUCUCCAAGCGGCCGCCAGCCGGGCACAACUACUACCAAAUCUACAACCGAAGCAACGUUGAGCUGGUCGACAUCAGAAACGAUCCCAUUCAGGAGAUCACGCCCAAGGGUGUGAAGCUGGGGAACAGCAGCAAAGAGUGGGAAUUUGACAUCAUCAUCUUUGCUUUAGGGUUCGAUGCCGUGACCGGCACCUUGGGAAACAUCGGAAUUCACGGCAGUGAAGGCCAAAGCCUGGCCGACGUGUUCCACAAGGAACUGACAACAUCAUACGGCAUCACCCUGCCGGGAUUCCCCAAUCUGUUCAUGAUAUUUGGCCCCCAAGUUCCGUUUGCCAAUGGACCUGUGGUCAUCGACAUCAUCGCCGACUGGAUCGGGAAGACCAUCUCACACCUGAAAUCCCACAAUAUCGCCCGCAUCGAGCCCAAGAAGGAAGCAGCAGAGGACUGGAGCCUCCAGGUCAACCAGCUCUUCGAACAAACCGUGGUUGCGCAGAGUGCAAUGGACGUCAAAUCAUGGUAUGUGGGGGCCAAUAUCAAAUCCAAACUGCACAAGACUCUGCUCUAUUUUGGAGGCAUCCCUCUCUACAUCUCCAAACUGAGCCAAGAGAUCGAGGAUGGGUAUCCCUCGUACAUCUUGUCGCCGGCGUCGGCAUCGGCAUCGAACAAAGCUGCAGCAUAG
Molecule: messenger RNA, 1794 nt
Organism: Capronia epimyces CBS 606.96
Lineage: Eukaryota; Fungi; Ascomycota; Eurotiomycetes; Chaetothyriales; Herpotrichiellaceae
Exons: 3
Coding region: 1-1794 (597 amino acids)
Source: RefSeq, a predicted model, not a curated record